CUAUGAAUUUCCGUCAGACUUCAAUCCCUCCACCGAGUUACGUCAGCGCAAGUGCAUCGAUUAUCACGAGUAACGCUUUGGCAGAGCCGUUCAGUUCAUCUAGGCGACCCUCAACGAGACAGAUAACUAAGACAACAUGGGUGUCCCCGCUGGCGAUGUAGAAAAGGGAAAGAAGAUCUUCGUUCAGAGAUGCUCACAGUGUCACACAAUCGAAGCUGGUGGCAAACACAAAGUUGGACCCAAUCUUCAUGGUUUAAUCGGUAGGAAAACGGGUUCGGUCCCCGGAUUCACCUAUUCGGACGGUAACAAGGCUAAAGGAAUUAUCUGGAACAAGGAUACUCUCUUCGAAUACUUGGAAAACCCAAAGAAGUACAUUCCCGGGACGAAAAUGGUGUUCGCUGGACUGAAGAAGCCCCAGGAGCGUGCAGAUCUAAUUGCGUACAUAGAGACAGCGAGCAAGUAAAUCAUUUAAAACGAGAAUUAGAUGUUGUGCAUCGACGAGCGUGAACUCUUGGCAUUUUCAUCCGUUAUAGAUUACAUAGUUGAAUCAAUGAUUGCAAUACCAAUGUCUCAGUCUGACUAUCUUGCUGGUGUAAAUGUAAAGACAAAUGCAAGACGAUACUCAUGGAAAAACAAAUGUAAAGCAAUGAAACGCCGGUGCGUUUGAAACUAGUAAUGAAUUGUUAAAAAUAAGUAGGUCAAAAUAAAUGAUAAAUCGAUAAAUUCACUUUAGCUUGCGCGCAAUUGAAUUGUAUCGAAAUUGUGAACACUGUAUUACUUUGAAUCUUGUGGUUCUAUAUUUAUUGUCAUUUUAAUAUUGUUUUUCCGUCAAAAUUACGUCAACCUGUACAAAUAAUUCAUCAAUAGUUCGGAGACUCAGUGGCAAAAUACAAAUUCGAUGAAGUAUUA
Molecule: messenger RNA, 909 nt
Organism: Diachasma alloeum
Lineage: Eukaryota; Metazoa; Arthropoda; Insecta; Hymenoptera; Braconidae
Product: cytochrome c
Exons: 4
Coding region: 137-463 (108 amino acids)
Biological process (GO): mitochondrial electron transport, cytochrome c to oxygen; mitochondrial electron transport, ubiquinol to cytochrome c
Cellular component (GO): mitochondrial intermembrane space
Molecular function (GO): electron transfer activity; heme binding
Source: RefSeq, a predicted model, not a curated record